UCUAAAAAUGCUAAUGUACGCAAAAGAAAAAGUUCCACCACCAACAAUAAUAAUAAAAAAUUAUGUUGUGAAACUAGUUUUCAAGAUGAAAUUGAAGUAAUUGAAGUGGAAUCUGAUAAUGCUGAAAGAAUAUCUAUGACACAGAAUGACAAUAAAAAUAAUUUAUUGCUAGAUAUUGAAUUGGAGGAACGAAAAGUUGCCUUGUUAGAACGCCGAAUUAGAAUUAGAAAAGAAGCUGCUGAAGCCGAGGCUAUUGAAUUACAAAACCAGCAGUUAAAAGCAAGCUUGG
Messenger RNA from Cetraspora pellucida, 289 nucleotides. The record is from the annotation of a GenBank genome assembly. Lineage: Eukaryota; Fungi; Glomeromycota; Glomeromycetes; Diversisporales; Gigasporaceae.